AUGAUUUUGAAUGAACACUCAGUCGUGAACUAUGACAUGCAAGGUCCAUGGAUUAAACCCAUUUCGGUUUUUCUAAUAUUUUGUUUGAUUGUUUUUUCUUCAUUUAGGAGGUAUCUKCAGAAUGCCUGCAACUACUGGUCUAAACAAGGAAAACUGAACGCCACUCUCAUUAAGAGCCUAUCAUCACAUAUCAACARCAGUAACAACAAGGCAGCUUGGUUGCUGUUGUCAUUGAUGGCCACUGCAUCAGUCAAGAUAGAUCACACCAUUGUACUUGAUAAAUGGAAACAGUAUACAUCACAAAAAGAUUGUGAUGCCGAAACUCUGUGCUGGGUGUUGUCUGUCAUAGGAAGCGUUAGCGACAAGCUUCCUGAAAACAUGGUCGUGUCUUUAACUGAGGAGCUGCAAAGAAAGUUGAGUGGAUUCAAUGACACACCAGACGUCAUUGCUGCUAUUAUUGGGACUCUUUGUAAGCUUUGCAGAUCACAACCCCAAGCAAAGACGGUGAUUGACAGCUGGUGUGCUGAUCUUCUCAAGUCUUGUGAGCAGACUUUAUCUGGUGUGAUUYUAGAMGAAAACCAAGUUUCAAAAGUCACUGAUGAAGUUAUCGUGAAGAAUUUGUUUACUGUUGGUGAAGUUGCACAGCUCGCUCCAGGACGAACUACAGAACGUCUGUUCCUGCUUGUCGAGUCAAUGUUGAUCUCAGAAGCCAGUCUCAGUACGCCUGGUACUCCUCAGAGCAUCCAGAAGAGUCAACUAUCAAAUACUGUUAARGCUCAUGCCUUCGUUACUYUAGGAAAGCUGUGUCUACAGAACGAACACUUGGCCAAGAAAUGCACGGCAGCUUUAGCCCGCGAGCUUGAAGUGUCUGACGAUGCAGCCAUCAGGAACAAUGUGAUCGUUGUGAUGUGUGAUCUUUGUGUACGGUACACAAGUCUUGUUGACCGAUUCAUUCCAAACAUUGCCACGUGUCUGAGAGACAGUGCCCCCCUGGUUCGAAGACAGACACUGACUCUUCUUACCCACUUACUGCAGGAGGAUUAUGUGAAGUGGAGAGGAUCUCUGUUCUACCAUUUUAUUACUGCACUUGUAGACGAAGACAAAAACAUCAGACAAUUUGCUGAUUUUUGUCUAGUUCAUCUCCUCUUAACAAGACAUCCAGGAAUGUUCUACCAGCAUUUUGUCGAGUGUAUCUUCCACUUUAAUUCCUACGACAAGCACAAAGUGUUCAACAAAUUUCCUCAAACUGAUCGUGAGAAAAAGGUAUUCUCACUUAAAGGCGAUGAAAACGCAAGUAAACGUUCUAUCAUCUAUCAGUUCCUGCUAUCCCACAUGGGAGACGAGGACAGGUUUAAUCUGACGGGAAAGCUGUGUCAAGAGGUUCUUGGAGGCAUUGCUGAUGGAAUAGUUCCCGUCGACCAUUUCGACCAUAUGUUUUACGUGCAGGGAAUCAAGCUAUCAUCGAUGAGAACCAAAGCCGCUGAGGAGAUGGCAGACGAAGGUGAUACCGCAGGCGCGGCCAUAGUACAAGCCAGAACAAAAUUCCUUACACAAGUGUUGAAAAAGAACAUGAUUGAAAACAUCGUACCGAUCAUCGUUGAGCUGAAGCACAUGUUCGAAAAGGAACGCUCACCCCUUCUCAAAGACCUGCUGGGAUACCUCAAAGAAGUCAUGAAAGACUACCGCAAUGAAGUCAAAGAGGUUCUGUCCGCUGACAAUCAGCUGGCCAAUGAGAUUGAGUUUGAUUUGCGUAAAUUUGAAGAAGAACAGAAAGAACUUCAAGAGCAAAAGAAGCGAAGUCAACAAGAAACAGCAAUGACUCCAGGAACUACACCCGGUUAUCAGAGUCCGAGAGGGAAUCAGUCCAAGUUCAUUACUCCGCCUUUGAGUUCAGGAAAUGGGAUUUGUAAGUAA
Exaiptasia diaphana is the source of this 1914-nucleotide messenger RNA. Its product is annotated as condensin-2 complex subunit D3. The coding region runs from base 1 to 1914 and encodes 637 amino acids. Lineage: Eukaryota; Metazoa; Cnidaria; Anthozoa; Actiniaria; Aiptasiidae. Gene Ontology annotation, cellular component: condensed chromosome, centromeric region. The transcript is spliced from 19 exons. Gene Ontology annotation, molecular function: histone binding. Gene Ontology annotation, biological process: meiotic chromosome condensation; mitotic chromosome condensation. The record is from RefSeq and is a predicted model, not a curated record.